Messenger RNA from Phyllopteryx taeniolatus (common seadragon), 4450 nucleotides. It is a transcript of the gene scrt2, whose product is annotated as scratch family zinc finger 2. The transcript has 2 exons. Gene Ontology annotation, molecular function: RNA polymerase II cis-regulatory region sequence-specific DNA binding; DNA-binding transcription factor activity, RNA polymerase II-specific. The record is from RefSeq and is a predicted model, not a curated record. Lineage: Eukaryota; Metazoa; Chordata; Actinopteri; Syngnathiformes; Syngnathidae. The coding region runs from base 654 to 1607 and encodes 317 amino acids. Gene Ontology annotation, biological process: regulation of DNA-templated transcription.
CUGCCCACCUCUUUCACUCCUCCUCCGUGCAUGGAGCGUAAGCGGGGUGAAAGAGGCAGGGGAGGGGAGAGGAGCAGGAGAGGGGGCAACGGGGGUCUGACUGUGUUCUUUCUCCUGUGUCUGUCUGUGUGCGAAUGCACAGACGGUUCACUAGUAAUUUGAUGUGUGUCCCCGGGGACAUUUGAUGGAUUAAAGCUAAGCAGCUCCAUUUCGCAGCACCACCUGAUCUUCCACUGCCUGUGCCCCAUAUAAAGGCUGGCGUGAUUGCUGAUCUCAGCUAGUCUGACAGUGUCUCUCUCUCCCUCCUCUGCGCCUGUCUCCUUCUCUUCUCUUCUCUUCUCUUCUCCUCCUCCUCCUCACUGGUCCUUUAAGCCGGCCGCAUCACAGGAGCUAUCCAGUGCUGAACAGGAUCACUUUUAUUUAUUUAUUUGCACUUUCUGGGGAAAGCCGGGGGAGCCAGAGCGCAGCGCACAGCAUUGCCGUCAACGUCGUUCGCCACUGGGUUGCAUUUUUGCUUUCGUCAUCUCAUGUUUUGGGCCGCCGUCUUCAUCGUAAGGAUUACCGUCAAGCUAGCCGUGGUCGUGUGCUCCCUCAGAAGCUUUUUCUUUUCGCUCAUGCGUUUUCCACUGCGCUGUGUUAUUAUCCGCUGAAACAUGCCCCGCUCAUUUUUGGUGAAGAAGAUCAAACUUGAUGAUUUCUCUUCCUCCAAUGUGGCCACCAAUAAUCACCAUCAGCACCUGGACGACUCGUUCACUUUUGCACGCUCCAUCACGGACUCUGCGACCAGCCUCGGCGUUCGUCUGAGUGAGAAUGGCUACAUCCAGGAUUACAUCACACCAUCUGUAUACCGGGAAGAGAAGAAGAUGGAGCACAAGCUGGUGUCGGACCCCCUGUACACCCACGUGAGCAGCGGUGGCGAGUACUGCGACCCCGACCUGAAGCACCCCGAUAGCCCCCAGUCGGGCAUGACCGCCAGCGGCUUCUACAGCGGCGAAUCGGAGGCCCUGGACGAGGGUUACACCAUGGAUGCCUUCUUCAUCUCCGACGGGCGCUCGAGAAGGAAGGGCGACGGCGAGGCUCGCGAGGGGGGCUCGAGAAGCAGCAGCGUCAACGCCGGCCUCCAGGAGAGCGGAGUCGCGGGCACGGCUCGCCACACCUGCAACGAGUGCGGCAAGACGUACGCCACCUCGUCCAACCUCAGCAGACACAAGCAGACGCACCGCAGUCUGGACAGCAAGAUGGCCCGCAAGUGUCCCACCUGCAGCAAAGUGUACGUGUCCAUGCCGGCUUUGGCCAUGCACAUCCUCACCCACGACCUCAAGCACAAGUGCGACGUGUGCAGCAAGGCCUUCAGCCGGCCGUGGCUCCUCCAAGGUCACAUGCGCUCUCACACGGGGGAGAAGCCCUUCGCUUGCGCCCAUUGUGGCAAAGCCUUCGCCGACCGCUCAAACCUCCGCGCCCACAUGCAAACACACUCUGCCUUCAAGCACUACAGAUGCAAGCGCUGCAAUAAGACCUUCGCUCUCAAGUCCUACCUGAACAAGCACUACGAGUCCGCUUGCUUCAAGGGCUCUGCGGACGAAGACGACUCUGGAUCAGACAACUAACGGUGUGGAAGAUGCAGAAUUUUAACCCCCCCGCCCCCCCCCCUCGAUUAGGGCAGGUUCACGACCCCUGUUCACUCUGCCCUCCAUGCCUUUUUUCUUCCCUUUUUUAGAAAGCAAUAUUUUCACUGAGAUUAUGAGAAGCUCUAAUGACAACGGCAAAGACAAUUUCAGAAGAUGCUGGAUUUUUCCCCCCUGCACAGUAGCUAAUCGUCCACAGACAAAUACAAUCAAAAACCUUCCCCAAAUAGAAGCUGUAGAUGAUAGUUGUACACACCAAACACACGCACACACACACACAAUUAUAUAUGAGGCCUGGCAUGUGAAUUUUUUUAUCAAUGACUAUACUAAUAUCAAUAGUAAUAAUAUUUAGAUUGCUGAUAUUUUAUAGGAAAUAGUAAUGAGAAAAUUGACAAAAAAAAAACCAUAAAAAGGACAGUGUUCUUUGGCUUUUUUUAAAGAGACAAAAUGACCUCUUGUAUUUUUAUGCUGCUUUUUAUUUGCUAAGAAUUGAAUUCUUUUGCAACUGCCAACUUUUUAUGAAAAGCUGAACUAUAACAGUAUUUGCAAAAAAAACGAAGGGGAGAUGAUUUUAAAAAGGUAAAAAGACCCCCCUUUUCCACACCAAUGUUAUUUUUCUAAAAUUCUUUUUUGUGCUCAAAAGGCAUCUUUGUAACUGUGGGUAUUCCAAACGUUUGAAGAAGCCCUCUGCGAUCGCGGGCCGUAGGCGUUUCGAUUCCGUCAGAGUCGCGCUGUUCAAAUGUGCGGCGGCAGGCCUCACAACGAGUAAGCGAAGUGCUCAGUCAUUUUAGGCUGUCCUGUGUCUAUAGCAAAGAAAACACUCGUUCUUCCUCCGACCCGGUGGCGAGCGAGCGUCAGCUGCCUUGACGGUGCACCGUCUUUCACGUGAUGUUUGAGGUUCUCCUCGUCCGCCGGUGUGACCGCGGGCUGACGCUUUACUCACUCGCGCACCCUCAGUUACAAAGUGACUCUUUUAUAUGUCGCUCAAAGCUCCGUCCAUUGUUCUGCUGCAUCUAAUGAUCAUGUAAAUACUUUAUUUAUCUAUCUAUCUAUUUAUUUAUUUAUUUUGGGGGGUAUUUAUUGAAGACUCAAUUGCUAUGUAUUUAUUGAUUGAUUGAUUUAUUAUUUCAAAUGAUGAACAUUCAUUGAACUUGUAAGAUGCUGCUGCUCUUCAAAGAAAAUGUUUAUAUGCAUGAAAACUGUAGAGAGUCCGUGGGACUUAGUUUUUAAAGAGGAACAAUGUACAGCAUCACUGCUAGCAGAGGUCCGACUAACCAAUGCAGAGCUACAUGUCUUCCCCCCCCCCCCCCCCCCCGUCCCCAUGGCAAUAACCUUAAUGACACGGCAACUGACCUGUAUAACAAUCACAGCUGUCCUGUUUUUACUCAAUUUAGGGCAAUAAAAAGAAACAAUGAAAAUUAAAUGCCAAAAUAUUCUCUAUCUUGUCUCCAAAACGUCCGACGCUCCUCCUCAGGACCAGAGAUUGUCUCGCCCCCCCCCCGAAACAAAACAACUCAGGCAAUAACUAACUCCUUGACUCAGAUGCGAUGCUUCGUGUUGGAUCAAAUUACAGUCAAGUAAUGUAGGUGUGAUCGUGUUACAUCGAGGCUUCAAAGGUGCAAAAGCAAUAAUGAUGCCAGUGCAGUGAGAGGCUGCUUAAUCUUGGCUUAUUGUCUCUGUUGUUUUACAGAGCGGCCGUGUAAGAACCACGGUAAGGGACAUUUAUGAUUUAACGCCAUUACAAUGACCACAAUGCGAACUACUUAUCUCCGCGAGCUGUCCACGCCAAAUAACCCAGCGGCCGUAAAUAAGGCUUGGACGUUUCCAAGCUCGUUCGAGGGAAGUAGCGCGCUCGAGUGCACAUCCAAAUCCCCCGUCAUUUGUCCACGACGACUCCCCCCACGCCCUGUCAGCCAUCUUCAUCCCAACUGCCUCACAGAGGAAGAAAUGCGCUGAAGUGGGAUUGGCGGAGGGCGGCCGAGUGUGGGAGGAUAACAGGUGUUUUCGGACAGACUGCAGAUAGGGAGCGUAAUGGAGUCGGUGAGCAACCUCCAAGGGGAAGGUCAAGCACCAGCAGGCAAAUGCACUGUCAGCUAUUUGCAUAUUUCAAAGGGAUGAAACCGACGCAAGCCCAAAACAGAAAAGAAAUGGAGAAAAGAGAAGUUUCCGCUCUGUUUAUCCGUCCGCUUCGUCCUGUCGACGGCUGUCUCGGCGCCACAGCUGAAUCGCCGCGUGAGAGCAUCCAAACCACCUGUCUCCUAUCUCCGCUCGCACAAAACACCAUUUGGCACGACGCUGAAUUACUGACCUUUGAGCAGACACGCAAAUCACUGCUUGUGCUGCUUUUAUAUUCUCAUGUGUUCGGAAGCUGACGAUACAAAACAAAACAUCAUCGGAGGACGUGCGGCAGGAUGAACACACUUAAAGUGGCGGCAGAUCGGAUCACGGGCGCUAAUGGCUAAUGGCUCGAUUCUUCACUUCCAAAUUGAGACCGAGUGCAGCAUUGUUCCUCUUUGACAAAUGUGUACAUAGAAUUGUAAAUACGGCACAGCAAUAAUAUGCAUGUAGACAUCGAAUUGCCCUUUUCUAUUUAGUGGUCUUAUUUUUAAAAAUUGUAUUUAUGUACAAAUAAAAACAGGUACCAAUUACAACCCGGGUGGCCACAUGAAUCAGGGAGUGUCUUGGUUUCCAAACUAUUUGUAAGACAAGGCAACAACACUUCAGUGUAUUCUCAAAGAAUUGAUCAUGCUCUGUUUCUUUCUUUCUUUCUUUUUUUUUUUUUAAAUGUGCCCAGCUCGGCUGUGCAAAGAGAAGUGCCAAAUAAA